AUGCCUCACAAGCAGAAGAAGAAUUCCAAUCAUGUCCCCCCAAACGCUUCUCCCCGAGCGGAAAAGAAGCAGUUCAACCCCGAAUCGCCCGUAGCGCCCCCCACCAAUUAUCAUGAAAUCCACGAGAACGAGGUCGAGGCCCUCCGCUCGAUCUACGGCGAUGACUUUGAAGAUGUGCAGCAUCGGCGAUCCGCGUGGGGACAACAAUCCUCCGAAGUUACUUUCAAACUCCAUCUGCGGGCUUCCUCCAACCCGGACGUCCACCUCGAAUUGCUCGUCGAGCUCCCCGCGACCUACCCCAAAACCUACCCGAACCUAUCCCUGGAAAACAUAGACGACCUACGACAGGGGGCUCGAUCGCGAAUCGAAGAUAUUAUACGCAACAAACCGAGGACUCUCAUGGGCUCCGAGAUGAUCUAUGAGCUAGCCGUGUCGAUACAGGAUGUCCUCGAGGACGUGGCGGAAGCUCGAGCUCAAGACAAGGAUCUUCCUAGCCUAGAAGAGGAGCGCAUGGAGCAAGAAGCCGCGGCCAAUCAACGAGCGGAGCUGGAACGACAGGAAGAACUGCGGAAACAGGAGGCCGCCUCGGCAGAGGAGGAACGAGCUUUACAACAGCUCCUAGAUGAUAAGAUCCGAGAACGGACCAAGGCACGGGACUCAAAACGGAAGAGUCGAACGCCAGGAAUGGACCCAGAGAGUGGCCUCGAUGCCGUGGAGAACAUACCGGGUGCGAUCUGCUUCGAUCCCCCUCUGGUCAUGACGGAUACGGAUGAAGGGCCUCUUGCUUUUCGCGCUGUAUAUGGGAAGACUAUGCUACAAUCCUCUCCGAGGAAAGAAACGUUCACCGUCAGGCCGGUCACUUGCGACACUCGUCCUUGUGCUCCUCUCUUAGUCCUAAAAGAGGUGUCCCUGGAUGAGAAAGGGCUGGACCCGUUGACGUUCCGAGAGAAGAUGCGUACUAGUGAGGAUAAGCUGGAAAGCUUGAAAAGGCUACGGCACUCCAAUCUAGUUGAGUUUGUCGGGUUUAAAAUAUAUAGACCUUUGAAUCCUCUGGAUACCCAUGACCACUUCUGGAAGGUGUAUCUGCUGGUCGAGCACGCAAACAAGGGCUCGCUCUCUGAAUUCCUGGAUAUCGUCGGAACGGCUCCCGUGGAAAUGGUUCGUAGCUGGACUAUCCAACUUCUUGAAGCUCUGGAGUUCUACCACCGCAGCGGAUUCGUCCACGGAGAUAUUCAAUGUGGGCGUAUCAUGCUGUUUAGGAACCCCACCGGUGGCACGAUCGUGAAGCUACAGGCGGCCAUCGAGGAAACUCUGCCGGACUCUGCAGAAAGCACGCGGUCACUAACAACCUCCAAAUCACCAUUUUGGCUUCCCCCGGAAUUGACGCCCGACGAUGCCCCGCCUACCACCAAGACGGAUGUUUGGGACUUGGGUAUAGUCUUUCUUCAGAUGGGGUUUGGACUGGAUGUGUUACAGCGCUAUACAUCGGCCAAUGCGAUGAUGGCUACACUCGGUCUCACCGCUCCCCUGCAGGAUUUAUUGCAUGAAUUCUUCCGACCUGAUCCCAAGAAGCGGCCAACCGCUUUCCAGCUUCAGCCAUCGGAGUUUUUCCGCCUCGACACUCCCUUGGUUGCUCGUUCAAGCGCCUCAAACUCGAUCUCCUUGCCGAGGCGGCCCCGUCUAGACUCCAUGAAUGGCCUACCUGCGUUCUCACGGUAUAAUCAAGACUUCGAUGAGGCAGGUCGCUUGGGCAAAGGAGGUUUCGGGCAGGUAGUAAAGGCGAGAAACAAGCUCGACGGUCGCUUUUAUGCCGUUAAGAAGAUUUCACAAAGAUCUGCCGCCGCCUUGAAGGAUACGCUGUCGGAGAUCAUGUUGCUAUCCCGACUUAAUCACCCGUAUGUAGUGCGCUAUUACACGGCGUGGCUCGAAGAGGAUCAUGGUCACAUCGACGAAGAUGCUGUAUCGUCUUCAGACGGAUAUUUUUCUGGCAGGGACUCCAAUGCAUAUGAAUACAGCACGGGUGGACUUGAUUUCAUCAGCUCCAGUGGCUAUCCAAAGAUCGAAUUUGGAGGUGACAGCGACGAAGAACGCGAUGGAACCACACCCUCUCAGAACUUUAAGCGUGAGACACCGGAAACCUAUGGCUCGGAAAGUGGCACAGGAGCAGAUCUCAGUCGUGUGAUGUCCGGCUCGCAAGGUAGACCAGUCUUGUCUACUCUUUACAUACAGAUGGAAUAUUGCGAGAAACACACACUUCGCGAUCUGAUUCGAAAUGGUUUGUACGACGAUGUCGACAGAUCAUGGCGGCUGUUCCGACAGAUCCUCGACGGGCUGAGCCACAUCCACGGUCAUGGCAUCAUACAUCGUGACCUGAAACCCGAUAACAUCUUUAUUGAUGUAGCAAAUAACCCGCGCAUCGGAGAUUUUGGGUUAGCCACGAGUGGGCAGUUUACGACAGCCGUACGAUCUUCAACCACCGCAGACUUCGAAGGAAACUUCACUCGCAGUCUUGGUACCACGUACUACGUUGCGCCGGAGAUGAAAUCAGGCUUCACGGGACACUAUAAUGAGAAAGUGGAUAUGUAUUCUCUGGGUGUAAUCUUUUUCGAAAUGUGCCACGCUCUGCCGACGGGUAUGGAGCGAGACCAGACACUACGGGCGAUCAGAGAGAAGAAUCACACGCUUCCAUCAACAUUCCAAUACUCCGAAAAGGUCGUACAGGGCAGGAUAGUCGAGUCUCUUUUGAGUCACAAUCCUAGCGAACGGCCCUCGGCAUCGGAGCUUCUUCACAGCGGUCAAAUCCCUCUGCAGGUGGAAGAGGAAACUUUUCGACGGGCGAUCAUGCACCUUCUGUCGGAUCCUAAUUCUCCCGAUUACAAGAAAAUCCUAUCGGCAAUAUUCUCCCAGUCUCCCAAGAAGUUUGAAGACAUUGCUUGGGAUAUGGAUUCUCAUGGGGCGCCGGCUGCAAAUGAGCUUCUCAUCCACGGCUUGGUCAAGGAGAGACUCACGUCAAUCUUCAGACGACAUGGGGCCGUCGAAAACGCGAGACAGAUGCUGUUCCCCAGAUCACAACAUUACAACAAUGGUGCCGUGCGCCUUCUGGAUUCUACCGGUAACUUGCUUCAAUUGCCGUUUGACCUGACGCUUCCCAAUGCGCGUGCGAUUCCUCGGCAAGAUGCUUCACUUGAAAAGACGUUUGCGUUCGGUACAGUAUACAGAGAGUCACCCCAUGGCGGCGAACCUCGAACCCACAGAGAGGUGGACUUUGAUAUUGUUUCACACAACGCUCUUGAUCUGGCCCUGAAGGAAGCAGAGACCAUUAAAGUUCUCGACGAGAUCAUCGACGACUUCCCGCCGCUGAGAUCAGCUCCUAUGUGCUUCCUGGUCAAUCAUUCUGAUCUCCUCCAGUUGAUCAUGGAGUUUUGCCGCAUCACGCCCUCCAAGAUCCCCUUGGCGAAAGAGGUGAUUAGCAAGUUAAACGUUGGAAAGUGGACGAUGUCGAAGAUCCGCAGUGAACUACGAUCUCAGGCCAUCGGGAUUGCUUCCACCUCGUUGGACGACCUGGCAAGAUUCGAUUUUAAAGAUUCUCCAAAGCAUACGCAAAAGCGACUGCGCGCCAUCAUGGAGGGCACCCCAUAUGCCGAACGGCUGGCACCUAUCUUUGUCCGGCUGAACCUACUUCUGGCGUAUCUUCAGGCAUUUGAUGUAAAACGCAAGGUUUAUAUCAACCCCCUCGGUAGCCUGAACGACAAAUUCUUCCGAGGCAGCAUUCUGUUCCAGUGUGUCUUCGACAGCAAACGCCGGGAUGUCUUCGCCGCCGGCGGUCGAUAUGACUCGCUAGUGAAGGAAUUUCGUCCCAAAGUCUUAACAAACCGCUCGCACACACAUGCCGUUGGGUUCAACCUAAGCUGGGAUAAACUCAACUCAGUCAUGCUGGACUAUCUUCGUGGUCCCGCCAAGAGUUCUCUGAAGCAAAACGAGACUGAAAUUGGGGCUUUUUGGAGAGCCAGAAGAUGCGACGUACUCGUUGCAAGCUUUGACGCGACUGUUCUGCGCACGCUUGGCGUGAAGAUUGCGCAGGAUCUCUGGGCGGCUGACAUCAGCGCGGAAAUCGCGAUUGAUGCUUCCUCGCUAGAAGAGCUCCUUACUCAGUACAAGGAACACAACCACAGUUGGAUCGUCAUUGUAAAGCAAGAUAGUCAGGAGCGAGGUUUCAAGAUUCGAUGCCUCGAGCCCAAGGAGGAAUUCGAUGUGAGGGGUUCCGAACUCAUUCCCUGGCUUCGCAACGAAAUCCGGGCACGCAAUCAACGUGAAGGCGUCACGGACUCGUUCCGACAGUCCCGACUGCCCAGCCAACCUGAUCUCAAUGGGCCCAGUGAGCGAGUGAACGAUGUGCGCAUUUUGGUGCCGCAACAUCGCAGCAAGAAGUCCAACCGAAGGAACAUUGUCGAAAAUGCGUUGUUCCGCUCCCGAGAAGUCAUCGAAGACGCCUUGAACGGACCCAUCGCGGCCAUCGACACCCGGGAUGACCUCCUGGACGCAAUCCGAGAUACACGGCUAUCGGACCCGGACAGCUGGCGUGCAGUCAUACAGAAUGCACCGCUGACCGAACGAAAGUACCUAAGUCAGGUCCACGAACUACUCAUGGAUCUCGCCAAUGAGAGCCGCAUGGGUGACGGUGCGGACGACUUCACCAAUGCGUUCAUCUAUAACUAUCGCACGGGAUCCUGUGUGUACUAUGAUCUGGGAACAAGAAAUGAGAGAUGA
Molecule: messenger RNA, 4767 nt
Organism: Aspergillus melleus
Lineage: Eukaryota; Fungi; Ascomycota; Eurotiomycetes; Eurotiales; Aspergillaceae
Gene: cpcC
Product: putative protein kinase (Gcn2)
Exons: 7
Coding region: 1-4767 (1588 amino acids)
Biological process (GO): regulation of translational initiation by eIF2 alpha phosphorylation; DNA damage checkpoint signaling
Molecular function (GO): ATP binding; eukaryotic translation initiation factor 2alpha kinase activity; protein binding
Source: RefSeq, a predicted model, not a curated record